Messenger RNA from Penicillium verrucosum, 1704 nucleotides. Its product is annotated as putative extracellular lipase. The record is from RefSeq and is a predicted model, not a curated record. The transcript has a single exon. NCBI's taxonomy places the organism in Eukaryota, Fungi, Ascomycota, Eurotiomycetes, Eurotiales, Aspergillaceae. Bases 1 to 1704 code for a protein of 567 amino acids.
AUGCCUUCCAUCUGGACACUGAUCUUGUUGUCUACCUUGCCUCUGGUUUGGGCCGUCCCAGCCCAGAAGAAAGCACCAACAACCAAUCCAACAGUUAUUAUCUCCAAGCCUGAAGCCACUGUUAUUGGCUCCACGGAUCUGAACAAGAUCGAUAAAUUCAAUGGCAUCCCGUUCGCACUACCCCCAACUGCCCUCCUUCGGUUGAAACCACCUCAACCCAUCCAAACAUCCCUCGGGACCAUCCAGGCUACUUCCAUCGCGAAGUCCUGCCCACAAUUCCUGUUCAGCACCGACAAAAAGGACAUCCCUAGCUCUAUAAUUGCGACGCUCACCAACAUCCCAAUCUUUCAGGAGAUCACCAAUGCUGCUGAGGACUGUUUGAGUCUUGAUAUACGUCGUCCUUCCGGAACUCAGCCAGACGCAAAGCUACCAGUGCUGGUCUGGAUCUUUGGGGGUGGCUUUGAACAAGGUGCCACCGCCAUCUACGAUGGAUCAAACUUCGUGGCGAGCUCUGUGAAAUUGGGUAUGCCAGUAAUCUUUGUGGCCAUGAACUACCGUCUCGGAGGGUUCGGGUUCUUGCCGGGCGCAGAGAUCCUGAAGGAUGGCUCCGCCAAUCUCGGACUUAUGGACCAGCGUCUUGCGUUACAAUGGGUCGCAGACAAUAUCGCCGCAUUUGGGGGCGAUCCGUCCAAGGUGACCAUUUGGGGUGAGUCUGCUGGCGCCAUCUCAGCGUUUGAUCAGAUGGCCAUAUAUGAUGGCAAUAAUACAUACAACGGUGCGCCGCUUUUUCGCAGUGCCAUCAUGAACUCCGGCAGCAUUGUGCCUGCAAGUCCAAUUGACGGCACGAAAGGCCAGGUUGUAUAUGAUACUGUUGUUAGCAACGCCGGAUGCAGUGGCGCCAGUGAUACCCUCGAAUGUCUACGCGGCCUGGAUUACACCAAGUUUCUCAAUGCCGCCAACUCGGUUCCGGGCAUCUUGGGUUAUAAUUCUGUCGCCGAGUCAUAUCUGCCUCGUCCGGAUGGCACGGUCUUAACUGAAUCACCAGAACAACUAGUCAUCCAGGGCAAAUACGCCUCGGUGCCGUUCAUCGUCGGCGACCAAGAAGAUGAGGGCACUGUCUUUUCUCUAUUUCAGAACAAUUUGACAACCACCGAUCAUAUAGUGGACUUUCUACAGAAUCUAUUCUUCUUCGACGCUUCCCGACAGCAGAUUACGGACCUCGUCGCCACCUACCAAGAUAUCAAAACAGACGGCUCACCCUUCCGCACGGGAUCCCUUUACAACUGGUACCCACAAUAUAAACGACUGGCAGCUAUCCUAGGUGAUAUAUCCUUUACCCUCACACGCCGGGCUUUUCUGAGCUACGCUCAGAAAGCGAAACCAGAUGUUCCUUCCUGGUCCUAUCUGUCGUCUUACGACCAUGGACUUCCCUUCCUAGGAACAUUCCAUGGAUCUGAUGUUGUCCAGGUGUUCUACGGAAUCCUGUCAAACUAUGGAUCCAAAUCCCUACACUCAUACUACUUGUCUUUUGUGUAUGAGCAGGACCCCAAUGCAAAGGCUGGAGAUUACAUGGAUUGGCCACAAUGGGGUAACAACCAGUCGCUGAUGAACUUCUUCAUUGAUCGUGGUGCCCUCUUGCCGGAUGACUUUCGUCAAGAUAGUUUUAACCAGAUCAUGGCUGAUCCUGCUGCAUUCCAUUUUUGA